This is a messenger RNA of Prosopis cineraria, 2638 nucleotides long. Its product is annotated as IQ domain-containing protein IQM2-like. The transcript has 9 exons. The record is from RefSeq and is a predicted model, not a curated record. Lineage: Eukaryota; Viridiplantae; Streptophyta; Magnoliopsida; Fabales; Fabaceae. Bases 337 to 2265 code for a protein of 642 amino acids.
CGGAGACUCUCUCUCUCUCUCUCUCUCUCUCUCUCUCAUGCGCGCGCACACACACACUUUCACGUUCUCUCUCUCACUCUAUCGCUCUCAUACGUGUAUUGACACGGUCUCGCUCUGUAACUGCCCAUCCCAUGCCUCUUCACUGCUUCUAUUUAUAAAUAUGACUAAAACGCACCAAGCUUUCCGUCAUUGCUAUUUGCUAAGCAAGCUAGUGUUUCUCGGCAUUAUCAUUCCGAAUUGAUACAAAAUGAUUCUCACCCCUUAUUAAAUUUCUGGGUUCUCGAAUCUCAAGGAUCUUCGACUGCUUUUAUCUGUACAGAUUUUUUUUUUUUCUGUAUGGCGAUUUCCUUUUCAUGUUCAUUUGCAAAGUACAAUAAUGUUGAAGAUGGCUUAGACUGUGCUAUGGCAAGAUCCAUCAAUUUUAGCAAAGAAGUCAAGACUCUAGUUCGGUCUGUUAGUUUCAAACAUCAGGGUUCAGAACCAACGAUAAGGAAAUGCCUUGGUUCUGGAAAGAUGACAAUAGAGAAAUCAGUGAGCUUCAAGAGGAAAGACAUGGAGAGAAUUAUUACAGCUAAGAUUCUGUCAUUUGACAGUGAGAAAAUCUUGCCUGCCUCAAGAAUUAGCCAAAACAGGAAAGAGAUGGAUGAUCUUGAUCACUCUCCUAGAUUUGAGUGUCUAGAGGAAAGCAUUCAUUCACAGACUUUGGAUCUGAACAACCCCAAACACAUGGCUGCUGUGAAAUUGCAGAAAGUAUACAAGAGCUUUCGUACCAGGAGAAAGCUAGCAGAUUGUGCAAUUCUUGUUGAACAAAGCUGGUGGAAGCUCCUGGACUUUGCUGAACUCAAGCGCAGCUCAAUCUCGUUCUUUGACAUUGAGAAACAUGAAACUGCCACUUCACGUUGGUCGAGAGCUAGAACCAAAGCUGCCAAAGUUGGAAAAGGUCUCUCGAAAGAUGACAAAGGUCAAAAGCUUGCUCUACAGCACUGGCUGGAAGCGAUUGAUCCACGUCACCGCUAUGGACAUAACCUGAACUUCUACUAUGAUAAAUGGCUCCAGUGUCAGAGCAGGGAACCGUUCUUCUACUGGCUAGAUAUAGGAGAAGGAAAGGAAGUAAAUCUUGAGAAGUGCCCUCGAUCUAAACUUCAACAUCAGUGUAUUAAAUACCUGGGUCCGGUGGAAAGGUUGGCUUAUGAAGUAGUUGUUAAGGGUGGAAGGUUCUUCUACAAGCAAUCUGGAGACCUCCUUCAUACUAAUGGAGAAGGUGGGUAUGCCAAAUGGAUUUUUGUCCUCAGCACAUUGAAGACCUUAUAUGUUGGUAAGAAGAACAAAGGUUCUUUUCAGCAUUCUAGCUUCUUGGCUGGAGGAGCCACAUCAGCUGCCGGGAGAUUAAUUGUUGAAUAUGGUGUUUUAAAGGCAGUUUGGCCUCACAGUGGCCAUUAUCGUCCAACUGAGGAGAAUUUUAAGGAAUUUAUUUCAUUCCUUCAGGAGAACAAUGUGAACCUCUCAGAUGUCAAGAUGAAUGCAGUUGAUGAUGAUGAAUUAGAGUCAGAGAGAGGCAAGAAGCAUGUUAGAAACCACUCAUCUAUGAAGGACAUGACUGAGAGCAUGAGUUGCUUGGAGGUUGAAGAGAUCAUCGACGAAGAUGAAGAUUUAUUAGAAGGUAAAGCCAAUUUAUUGCAGAAAGAGAGUUCUUCUACAGUGGCAGCACCCCGAACAAAGCUUUCUAUUCUAGGAAGAGAACUAAGCAACCUUGAGAUCCCAGAAAGGGGUCAAAUUUGUGAGAGUUUCCAAGUUGAGUCUCCUAAAGAAUUUCAAGAAGGUCCACAACGUUUUGUAUCAGAGCUAAAUCACACAGUUCUGAAACAAGAUGACACAAAUGGAGAAAGCAUUCCAGCAGAGUCGAUACUUAAACGGAUUAACUCCCACCAGGGAAUGAAAUCAUACCAACUGGGAAGACAGUUAUCUUGCAAAUGGACUACUGGAGCCGGACCUCGCAUCGGUUGUGUGAGGGAUUACCCAAGUGAGCUUCAGUUCCGAGCUUUGGAGCAAGUUAAUCUGUCUCCAAGAAGUCGCGGCCUCUCUAAAUCAUCACUAUCUCCUAGAACACCUACCGGGUUGAGCCGAAGAGUUUCAACACCACGAAGUUUGUUUAGUGAGACAACAACAAUAGGUACGCCAUCUGAAAGUGGUGAUCAUGACUCAAGAUCAGACUCCUUGCAGUUGUUUCGAGGAACAUCCGUAAUACCAGUUAUUUAUACUUCAUAACUGACUGAAGAGGGUUCUUUUCUUCUGGUAAGCAAAGAGGAUUCUUAAUUUAAUUUGUUCUUUGUGUGAAUAAGAAAGAUACUUGAAUAUUUGGUCAUUCAGUCCAUUAAUUCCCAUAGGUAUUGCUUUUUAUAGCAGACUGAAAGCUGUAAACUUUUAUAGGGUCUAUACUCUAUACACUUCUAUUAGAAAGGAAAACAGAUUCAAUCCUUUGCCGUAACAUUUGGAAGCCAUGGCAGAUUUCUUAUUUCAGAUGAUUUUUUGCCGUAUCUUGUUUGUAGUUGCUUUCUUUAUAUGGGAAGUGUAAAAAUUGUCACUGUACCAUUUGCUGAUAAGUUCAUAUGAAUUACAAAGAGACACAAGGUUUAUUUUA